AGUGUUUCUCAACCUUCGGAAAACCUUGGCCGACGCCAAGCGUUUUCUUGCAUUCUUCAAUUCAGAAACGCAUUUUCCAGACAUCUAGAGCUCAUAAUUCAUCCUAUUAAAAAGGCAGGUCAAGUUUAGUAGGAUAAAGUAGCUUGGGGGCCAGAGCCGAUCUUGAAGUGUGACUAACAGUCAAAGAACAAGUGGCGGACUCGUUUUUCCAGAAGAUCGCAGAGUGGACAUCUGGAGAUCUCUAAGGUAAGGGAGUCUUCUUUCGUCGUUGAUAUUCCAAUCUAGAGAAUGACUUCUGUUGGAGUUGAAAAGCGUGGUCAAGGCGAUCAGGGUCAUGAUGUCCCUACAGUUACACAGCCAGGCAUGGUACCUCCUCCACAGUACCCUGGUCCGCAACAGGCACCCUGGCCUCAGCAAGUAGGACCAUCCCAACAAAUGAAUACGACCACCAAUAUAGUCAUCACAGGGCAGCCCGGGUCCAGUGGCCGGCCAGUUCCAAGAGAGUGGAGUAGUGGACUGUGCGACUGCUUCACCGACAUGGGCAGCUGUAUGCUUGCCUACUGUUGCCCCUGCUACCUACAAUGUGAACUUGCCCAGGAUAUGGGAGAAUCGUGUUGUGAGGCAUGUUUGUACAAUUGGUGUAACCCUGGAGCCUUGUUUGGCAUGAGAGUUUACCUUAGAGCCAAAGAAAACAUAAAGGGGACACUGUGGAAUGAUUUUAACCUGACCGGAGGAUGCUGUAGCUGCUGCUACUGCUGUGCCCUGGCACAACUGGCACGUGAGGUCAAGUACAUUAAGAGUACCAAAGGUUACGUCUAAAGAACCUAAGAGUAAUAAAGACUACGUCUGAAGAACUUGACAUUGUUUGACCACAUAAAUAAUUCGUGUUUUUUUGCUAUGUGUUGCUUCUUGUAGAGAUUGUUCUGUAAUGGAGAUUGUUGUUUAAACGGUUGGGAGAAGCUAAUAAUUUUAACAACAUAAAAUCAGCCUUAGUGUCUUAAAAUAAAUUAAGAAUAAAUAAAUAAUUCUGCACAGA
This is a messenger RNA of Biomphalaria glabrata, 1036 nucleotides long. Its product is annotated as placenta-specific gene 8 protein-like. The record is from RefSeq and is a predicted model, not a curated record. NCBI's taxonomy places the organism in Eukaryota, Metazoa, Mollusca, Gastropoda, Planorbidae. The transcript has 6 exons. The coding region runs from base 289 to 819 and encodes 176 amino acids.